Molecule: messenger RNA, 1560 nt
Organism: Mycena indigotica
Lineage: Eukaryota; Fungi; Basidiomycota; Agaricomycetes; Agaricales; Mycenaceae
Product: Carboxylic ester hydrolase
Exons: 12
Coding region: 1-1560 (519 amino acids)
Source: RefSeq, a predicted model, not a curated record
AUGCGUACGCUUGAGGCCCUCGUUUUCAUUGCGUCGAUUGCUCUUUGCCAAGCCGCGGCACCAGUGGUUGUCAGCACUACUUCUGGGCGCCUUCAUGGUCUUGAAGACAGUGGAGUUAUGGCGUUCAAGGGCAUUAGAUUCGCCCAGCCCCCUGUCAGUUCUCUGCGUUGGGAACCACCAGUUCCGUUUGUCUCCACCGCGGACCACAAUACAACAGUCUUGAGUCCUUCCUGCUUGCAACAAUUUCCUUUUGCCAGCGCGGCCCUGGACGAAUUUCUGUUCAACAACCCCGCAAAUCCACCCGCAGAGUCUGAGGACUGUUUAUUCCUGAACGUUUGGGCUCCUGCACCAUCUAGUCGCAAGCUGCCCGUCUUGGUUUGGAUCUAUGGAGGCGCUUUGCAAUUCGGAACCGCCUCUCUCCCAGCUUACGACGGAGUGUCCAUCGUGGAAAAUCAAAAAAUCAUUUUGGUCACUUUCAACUACCGCUUGAAUGUACUUGGUUUCCCGGGCUCCCCCGACAUACCACUCGGCGGAAACAAUCUGGGAUACCUGGAUCAAGAAUUGGCGCUGCAAUGGGUCCAGUUAAACAUAGCAAAAUUCGGCGGAGAUCCCGCACAAGUGACGAUCAUGGGCCAAUCUGCCGGUUCCCAGUCAGUCAGCACCGCGCUAGCAAGACACGCGCCGGGACAUGCACCAUUUCGUGCAGCUAUACUACUUUCUGGGGCACAAACCAGUAUAUCGCCCAUCCCAUCGUUUUCAUCAUUCAACAAUUUUUCUGUCUCCGUCGGAUGUUCGCAGCAACCUGGUCCAGCGCGCCUGGCUUGUCUGAAGAAAGUACCUGCAUCAGCGAUCCGAAACUACACCAAUGGUCCAACCGGAGCUUCGUUUGAGCCAAUUGUCGACAACGUCACAGUCUUUUCUGACCCGCUCUCCCGCAUCCGCAAUGGCUUGACAGCCAACGUGCCAUUCAUCAUCGGCAACACCCAGAACGACGGCUCGCUUUUUGCGCUUCCGUUCCCGGACCUCACCACCUUCCUGAAUGCUCAAUUUGGCCCGGGCGUUCUUACGACAGCCCAGAUCACACCACUAUAUCCUGGUGUCAAUGCCUCGAGCCUUGUCGCCGAGGUCAUCAAAGAUUUGGUGUUCUUGUGUCCUGCUGAGCUGUGGAGUGGCGCGGCAGUUGGCGUGGGCACGACCGUCUUCCGUUAUACGUAUGGCGCCGUCUUUGCGGACCUUCAAUUAUUCCCUAAUGCUGGUUCUUGGCACAGCACAGAGCUACCUGAAAUUUUCGGAACAUUCAAUCGCACAACUGCGACCGCAGCGGAGGCAACCCUGUCCCAAACGAUGCAAACGGUGAUCGGCAAUUUCGUCAAGAACCCAGCGAUAGCACCAGCGUCCAAGUGGCCCAAGUAUGUCCCUGGUAAACAAACCACAACUCUGGCGAAACUGGCGUACAAUGGGAACGUCGAUCUGAGCAAUCUUGUCGAGGCUGUUGAAAGUGAUUCAAUUGAUGGCCCAUGCGACGCUUUUUGGAACAAGUUUUUGGACGUCAGAGAAUGA